CGGCAAUAUGCGUCUCUGGAAACAUGACUUUCGGGGCAGGGCCCUGAUCAUCGCCAUCACCAUGGCCUCCUGCCAGGCCUUCCUUCUGCUGGGUUUUGACCAGGGUGUCAUGUCCGGCAUUGUGGGCGCGGACAAUCGGUUCGCCCGCGACUUCAACAACCCCGACGCGGCGAUGCAGGGCAACAUCACCGGUCUCUACGAUAUCGGCUGCGUCAUCGGAUCCAUCGUCUGCUACUUCAUCGGCGAGAGGAUGGGUCGACGGACCAUGCUCAUGACGGGUGGCUUCAUCAUGGUCAUUGGAUCUAUCAUUCUGGCCUCCUCCUAUACCUUGGCCCAGCUGCUGGUCGGCCGAAUUAUCACCGGUCUCGGGAACGGAAUGAACUCGUCCACAGCACCCGUGUACCAGAGUGAAUGUUCUCCGGCUGCAUACCGUGGUGCCCUGCUCACCCUCCAGGGAACGGUCACCAUCUUGGGUGUGGUGAUCGCCUACUGGAUGGACUACGGGACCAGCUUUACCGAUUCCUCCUACGAAUGGCGACUCCCACUGGCGUUUCAAUCGGUCUUUGCCGUCUGUCUCAUCUUCCAGGUGGUCGGUCUCCCCGAGACGCCCCGUUGGCUGGUCCAACAUGAUCGCCAUGAAGAAGCGCGUGCCGUCGUGGCUGCCAUCGAAGACACCACCAUUGAUGAUGCACGUGUCACCAAGACUAUCCUGGACAUUCAAUUUGUGCUGGAGGAAGAACAAAAGGACGGGCCCUUCCGAGUCAAGGAGCUCUUCACCUGGGGCGAGGUGCAGAACCUGCGUCGUCUCCUCAUCACCAUCACCAUCGAGCUGGGCCAACAGUUCACGGGGUCCAAUAUGAUUAAUUAUUACGGGCCUGUCAUGUUCCAGGAGACCAUGAACAUGAGCCGUAAUCUGUCGCUGAUUCUGGGUGGCGCAAUGCAGUGUACCUACCUGGUUGGAUCGGCGAUUCCCGUGUUCUUGAUGGAUCGGUACGGGCGUCGUACCCUCCUGAUGGUGUGUUCGGCGGGAUUGUGUCUCUGCUUCGUGAUGGUGUCGAUCCUACUUUCGCUAGACCGGGAGGACUGCGCCUACGGAGCGACCGCCUUUAUCUUCAUCUUCCAGAUCUUUUAUGGUGUGGGCUGGCUGCCUGUGCCGUGGUUCUACCCGGCCGAGCUGAAUACCACGCGGGUGCGGACGCGAAUGCAGGCCAUUGCGUCGGGAUGGAACUGGAUGGCCGUGUUCGCCGUGGUGAAGAUCACCCCGAUCGCAUUUGACAACAUUGGCUGGCGCACCUUCGUCAUCUUUGCUGUCCUGAACGCCGUAUUUAUCCCGAUGGUGUAUUUUUUCUACCCAGAGACCAAAGGCCUAGAGCUGGAGGAUAUUCCCUUGCUCUUCCACAAGGGUGGAAUUACCGGGGGCGUGUUCACCUCGAAGGGCGGGCGAACAGUCACACCAGGCCAGCACGCGCUGCAAGCCCACGUCGACCAAAAGGUCGAGGGCACAGUACAGCAAGUGGAGGACAUUAGCUGA
This is a messenger RNA of Aspergillus ibericus CBS 121593, 1531 nucleotides long. RefSeq names its product sugar porter family MFS transporter. Lineage: Eukaryota; Fungi; Ascomycota; Eurotiomycetes; Eurotiales; Aspergillaceae. The transcript has 4 exons. The record is from RefSeq and is a predicted model, not a curated record. Bases 8 to 1531 code for a protein of 507 amino acids. Gene Ontology annotation, biological process: carbohydrate transport; transmembrane transport. Gene Ontology annotation, molecular function: carbohydrate:proton symporter activity. Gene Ontology annotation, cellular component: membrane.